Betta splendens (Siamese fighting fish) is the source of this 2717-nucleotide messenger RNA. RefSeq names its product musashi RNA binding protein 1b (gene msi1b). The transcript is spliced from 15 exons. Gene Ontology annotation, molecular function: RNA binding. NCBI's taxonomy places the organism in Eukaryota, Metazoa, Chordata, Actinopteri, Anabantiformes, Osphronemidae. Gene Ontology annotation, cellular component: cytoplasm. The record is from RefSeq and is a predicted model, not a curated record. The coding region runs from base 182 to 1255 and encodes 357 amino acids.
ACCCGCCCAGAGCUCUCCUCACUCACUCACUCACUCACUCACUCCCCGUCUGUUUUCCCGCACGGUUCGGCCGGACGCAAACGGCGCUCACUCACUCAAUCCCUCACACACACUCACUCACACCCACACACACACACACGCGCGCGCACACACACACAGACACAGGCGGCGAGGAGACGGAAUGGAGACGGAAGGGAGCCAGAGCAGCCUGUCCGCCGCGGACUCCCCUCACGACCCCUGCAAAAUGUUCAUAGGUGGACUGAGUUGGCAAACAACGCAAGAAGGGCUGAAGGAGUACUUCUGCAAGUACGGCGAGGUGAAGGAGUGUAUGGUGAUGCGAGAUCCGGUUACUAAGCGCUCGAGGGGGUUCGGAUUCGUCACCUUUGUUGACCAGGCUGGCGUGGAUAAAGUUCUGGCACAAACCAGGCACGAGUUGGACUCCAAAACAAUCGACCCCAAGGUUGCGUUCCCUCGCAGAGCUCAGCCCAAGUUGGUGACUCGAACCAAGAAGAUCUUCGUGGGGGGGCUGUCAGUGAACACAACCAUCGAGGACGUCAAGCAGUACUUUGACCAGUUUGGCAAGGUUGACGAUGCCAUGCUUAUGUUCGACAAGACCACCAACAGGCACAGAGGCUUUGGCUUCGUGACGUUCGAGAACGAGGACGUGGUGGAGAAAGUGUGCGAGAUCCACUUCCACGAGAUCAACAACAAGAUGGUGGAGUGUAAGAAGGCUCAGCCCAAGGAGGUGAUGUCGCCCACAGGCUCGGCCAGGGGGCGCUCUCGGGUGAUGCCCUAUGGGAUGGACGCCUUCAUGCUGGGCAUUGGUAUGCUGGGUUACCCAGGUUUCCAGACAGCCACGUACACCAGCCGGAGCUACGCCGGCAUCACCCCCGGAUACACCUACCAGUUCCCCGAGUUCCACUUAGAGAGGACUCCCCUUCUGACUUCACCCCACCCCCCUGAGCUCACAGCCAUUCCUCUCACAGCAUAUGGACCAAUGGCGGCAGCAGCAGCAGCAGCAGUAGUUAGAGGGUCUAUGUUUGAACCUGCUGUUCUAGGUUCUACCCCGUCUCGCUCAGCCGGGUUCCUGGGUACAAGCAGCCCGGGGCCCAUGGCAGACCUGUACGGCACAGCCAGUCAGGAGUCGGCUGUCAGCAGUUAUCUCAGCGCUGCGAGCCCGGCCCCGAGUACCGGAUUCAGCCACAGCUUGGGGGGUCCUUUGAUCGCCACGGCCUUCACUAACGGCUACCACUGAGCGCUGUGGAGCUGUAGACUGAGAGCUGGAAGGAGUUGAAGCUGCUCUGGAGCUGAUCUGGCCCGUCUCUGUCCUCCACCAUGGUGUCAGCCUGACCCGGCAGACGUAACUGACGACCCGUUAAACCCCAAGAAGAAAAAGUUUAUAAAAGACGCAAAAAAGUUGCAGAUGCUGUAUUUUCAGUGUUUUGUUUUUUUCCUCUGUUUUACUUUGAAGUCUGUUUUUUGUGACUUUUACAAUGUUUCUUUAUCUGUAUUGAUGUGCGUUACUUGGCUGUCUGACCUCUGAAACCUGAGGGUCAAGUCUGCCCCCGUUCGGUCAGCAGCUGUGAUUGGUACUGGAAAACUGUAUAUUUGUCACUAGUUCAUACUGAAUUUUAACAAAACAUUUGUGAUUAAUUCUAUUUCUUGAAAAACGUGUCACAAAUUGUAUAUCUCAGUAGUUUUUUAACAAAGACUGGUUAGCUAAUAAGUCAGCGGUAGUGGCAUGUUAGGCCUGCAGGAGCUGUACAAUGCUGUAAAUAUGUUGUAAAUAUGAGGGCGGGUUCCUGAGGGGGGCUCCGCUUGUCGUGUGUCUGGGAGGCGGGGGCUUCUCUCAUCAGUCCCUGCAUUGGAGACUGUUACGUAGCACACUGUCACGUGAACGUUGUUAAGAUCAUUGGGAGACCUGAGUUUCUCUCUCCGGGCUUUUAUGAAUGAAUUGUCGUUUGAGACGCCGGCUGCUGGAGACUGAGUCUGGAGCGUAGUUUUACUGUAGGACGAACGGGCGUGAAAGAAAAACACACACUGUUUCAUGCUUUGUCUCAUUGUUGUUUUAACUUUGAUUUUGAAUCUGAUCGUCUUGUGAGGGGGACAUGAAGGAGUCGCGGUGAUGCACAGGUUCGUGACUGUGACGCUGCACGUCGUGUUGGUGUUUGAGUGGAUUUUAUACACAUUGGCUUCCAAUGUGCAUGUUCUGUUGUGUUGUUUUUUUCGGGGGGGGGGGGUCUAUAGUACCUCAGCUGCAAAUGUGAAACUUUAAUCCCACGUUGUUAUUAUUGCAUUAACAUCUGUCGGCGCGUGGCUGGGAUAACCUUCGCCAUCGGGGGUCUCAGCGCUUGUUCACGUCGCCCCCGUCACUGCGUGUCCACUGGAGGUUGUAGCGACGCCACAGCCGUUUUGAGACCAAAACAAGCAUGUUCAGAGACGUUGCGCUGGCCGAUCACCAUGAACGUGAUUUCCUUGGAAUGUUUAGCGUAAGAACAAAGCACGGUUGAUCUGCGGAGCAGCAGCUUUUACGUUGUGAUUCACUCACUCACUCUGCAGCGGCUGCUGCUGCCGUAGCUCAUCCUUUGAUGCUGAACAAUAACAAUCUUGUCAACACUGUAACAUUUUCUGAUUGUUUUUCUCCUGUCAUGUUUAUUCUUUUGAAACAAAAAAAAAACAAGUUUUUAAAAUUCCUAAUAAAUUAUUUUAAAACAUUC